Molecule: messenger RNA, 1772 nt
Organism: Zea mays
Lineage: Eukaryota; Viridiplantae; Streptophyta; Magnoliopsida; Poales; Poaceae
Exons: 8
Coding region: 148-1488 (446 amino acids)
Molecular function (GO): protein binding
Source: RefSeq, marked provisional
UGCCUCGGCCGGCACCUACCUCCCCCACUUCGCCGCCGGCGGGUGGAGUCGGGCCGGAGCAGCCGCUAGCUCGCCUCUGUUACCCCAAAAAAGACAAAAAAAAAUAAAGAGAGAGUACCAAGCAAGCCGCCGGCAGCUCGGGCAGCCAUGGGGCACGGCGUCAGCUGCGCUCGCACGGGCGACGAGCACAACUACUUCCGCGCGGCGCAGGUCGGGGACCUCGACGCCCUGGACGCGCUCCUCGCCGCCGACCCCUCCCUCGCCCGCCGCGCCACGCUCUACGACCGCCUCUCCGCGCUGCACAUCACCGCCGCGAAUGGCCACCUCGAGGUGAUGUCCAUGAUCUUGGAUCACGGGGUGCCGCCGGACGCCGUGAACCGGCACAAGCAGACGCCGCUGAUGCUCGCGGCGAUGCACGGCAAGAUCGACUGCGCGCGGAAGCUCCUGGAGGCCGGCGCCAAUAUCCUGAUGUUCGACUCCCUGCACGGGCGGACCUGCCUGCACCACGCGUCCUACUUCGGCCACGUCGACUGCCUGCGGGCCAUCCUCGCGGCGGCGCGGACCACGCCGGUGGCCGACUCAUGGGGUUUCGCCCGGUUCGUCAACGUCAGGGACGACCGCGGCGCCACGCCGCUGCACCUCGCCGCCAGGCAGGGCCGCUCCGCCUGCGUGCAGGUGCUGCUGGAGAACGGCGCCAUUGUCUCCGCCCUCACCGGCUCCUACGGGUUCCCCGGCAGCACGUCGCUGCAUCUGGCCGCUCGAAGCGGGAACCUGGACUGCAUCCGGAAACUGCUCGCCUGGGGCGCGGAUCGUCUCCAGAGGGACUCAGCAGGGAGGAUUCCUUACGCCGUGGCGCUGAAGCGCAACCACGCGGCGUGCGCGGCGCUGCUGAACCCGUCGGCGGCGGAGCCCAUGGUGUGGCCUUCCCCGCUCAAGUUCAUCAGCGAGCUGGACCCGGAGGCGAAGGCUCUCCUGGAAGCGGCACUGAUGGACGCCAAUAGGGAGAGGGAGGAGAAGAUCCUCAAGGGCAUCACCAAGUAUUCGCAGCCAUCGCCUACUUCGCCUUGCGAGCACGAUGCCAUUGACGAAGCGUCCUUGGAGGCCAGCGACGGGGAGCUGUGCUGCAUCUGCUUCGAGCAGGCGUGCAGCAUCGAGGUGCAGGACUGCGGGCACCAGAUGUGCGCGGCGUGCACACUGGCGCUGUGCUGCCACAGCAAGCCGAACCCGGCGACGCUGACGCCGCCGUCGCCGGCCUGCCCGUUCUGCCGCGGCAGCAUCUCGAGGCUGCUGGUGGCCCGGGCGAGCCCCGACGCCGAUGACGACGACAAGGCCGCCGCCGCCUCGUCCCCGCAGCUCGUCCGGCGGCGGUCGCACAACCUCAGAUGGGCGGCGGCGACGGCGUGGACAAGCCCGAGCACGACCUGUGAUCGGCAUUUGAUGCUGUGCGUGGCUGAGCAGACAGCAGAGCACGACCAUUUUAAAAGCUGAAGCAGGCAUUGCCACUGGCUUUCCAAGAUGAGAGACAUCACAUCCAAGCGUGAUUAUCUACUGGAGUACUUGUAAUGCAUCCUCUUCUUCUCCCCCAUGUCUGGUCUAUUUUUGGGCGUGCUAGGAUGGACCUGGCCGGCGCGAUAUGGUUGAGCUGAGCUUGAGCCACCGACAUGUGUGUAAAACUGUCGGUCGAGAGAACACGCAGAGUGGAACCGGCGAUGUGCACUGGACUUGUGAUCUGGACUCUGAAGGAGGCAUUGCAUGUUGUAGGACAGCACAGC